UUUGGGACGACUGCGAGUUGCCUCGCUUCUUGUGUGAAAGUGGACAUUAGUUUAGAAAAAGAAGACGACAUUAAUAAUUGAAUUACAAACAAAAAUAUGUAUAGCAUUGAAAAUUACCCAAAAAAUUAUCGUGCGAGUGGUAUUGGACUUGUAAAUCUUGCGGCCUUGGGCUACAGUGAAAAUGAGGUUGGUAGUGGUCGUGGCAAGGGCGGCGGCAUCGGAGGCAGCAAUGCGAACAGCAAACCGAAGACAGGCCUAUACCCAUCGCUACCAUACCCCUCAUCUGAUUCGGUUGGUGGCAUGCCAUAUGUGGUAAAACAGACAACCCACGCGCAAAAUGCGUCAUUUACGGGCGGGCCCACAGCACCAGCAUCGGCGCCAUAUCCGAGUUCAACCCCAUAUCCAAGUUCCGCACCGUAUUCGCAGUUGCCGUAUCCGCAGAUGCCUCAGCCAUAUGGUGGUGGUGGAGCGAUUCCUUCGCUGCCUUAUCCAACAGUACCGUUAGCAGCCAUGCCGGGCUUACCCAGUAUGCCAAUGCCUUAUGCGCCGACUACACCACAGCCCCAAACGCCAGGACUCUACCCAACGCUGCCAACGCUACCCACUGGCGCUGGUUACCCAAUGGGUGGAGGUAUGCCAAUGCCCAUGCCCAGUUUUCCGCCGUUGCCCACACCGACAGCGCCGCCACCAGAAAGUGCGCCCUCCCCCGAGGAGGAGCCGUCUGUGGGUGUGGCAGAGUUGGCAUUUACCAGCAUGAAGGUGCCGGAGAACGAGAAUAUGUUCUGGCUAGGACGCAAGGCGGCCAGCACGCGUCAGCAGAGCGUGCGUGGAGGGGAUUUUGCUACUUUGCGGGAUUCCUGUGUGUCGAAUGGCACACUCUUUGAGGAUCCCGACUUUCCGGCCAACAACGAUUCGCUGAUGUUUUCCCGACGCCCCGAUCGCUACAUCGAAUGGUUGCGUCCCAGUGAGAUCGUCGACGAUCCUCAAUUCUUUGUUGAGGGCUAUUCGCGUUUCGAUGUCCAACAAGGCGAACUCGGCGAUUGUUGGCUCUUGGCUGCUGCGGCCAAUUUGACGCAGGAUGCGAAUCUCUUUUUCCGUGUCAUACCGCCCGAUCAGGAUUUCCAGGAAAACUAUGCGGGUAUUUUCCACUUCAAAUUCUGGCAAUACGGUAAAUGGGUCGAGGUGGUCAUCGAUGAUCGCCUGCCGACCUAUCAUGGUGAACUAAUCUACAUGCACUCGACGGAAAAGAAUGAGUUCUGGAGCGCGCUGCUCGAGAAGGCAUACGCUAAGCUGCACGGGUCCUACGAGGCAUUGAAAGGCGGUACUACAUGCGAGGCUAUGGAGGACUUCACGGGUGGCGUGACGGAGUGGUAUGACAUCAAGGAGGCUCCACCAAAUCUAUUUAGUAUUAUGAUCAAGGCUUCGGAACGCGGUUCCAUGAUGGGCUGCUCCUUGGAGCCCGAUCCACAUGUGCUGGAGGCAGAGACCCGUGAGGGUUUGAUUCGCGGACAUGCUUACUCUAUUACCAAGGUCUGCAUGCUGGACAUUGCAACGCCAAAUCGACAGGGCAAGCUGCCGAUGAUACGCAUGCGGAAUCCGUGGGGCAACGAUGCUGAGUGGAAUGGUCCGUGGAGCGAUAGUUCGCCGGAAUGGCGUUUUAUACCGGAUCACCAGAAAGAAUCGAUUGGUCUGAACUUCGAUCGUGAUGGUGAAUUCUGGAUGUCCUUCCAGGACUUUCUCAAUCAUUUCGAUCGUGUGGAGAUUUGCAAUUUGUCGCCCGACUCUCUCACCGAUGAACAGGAAAACAGAUCGCGCCGCAAGUGGGAGAUGUCCAUGUUCGAGGGCGAAUGGACUUCGGGUGUGACGGCGGGCGGUUGCCGUAACUUCUUGGAGACAUUCUGGCAUAAUCCCCAGUACAUUGUGUCGCUGGAGGAUCCCGACGAGGAGGACGAUGAUGGCAAGUGCACAGUAAUAGUGGCGCUGAUGCAAAAGAACCGUCGCAGCAAACGAAAUGUGGGCAUCGAUUGCCUUACCAUUGGCUUUGCGAUCUACCACUUGACUGAUAGGGAUCUGCUGGUGAAGCCGCAGGGUCUGAACUUCUUCAAGUACCGCGCCUCUGUCGCACGUUCCCCCCACUUCAUCAAUACGCGUGAAGUUUGCGCGCGUUUCAAGCUGCCGCCUGGCCAUUAUUUAAUCGUGCCCUCCACUUUCGAUCCCAACGAGGAGGGUGAGUUCAUCAUACGCGUCUUCUCGGAAACAAUGAACAAUAUGGAGGAGAACGACGAUACGGUAGGCUUUGGCGAGACAGACGAUCGCAUUGCACCUGCAUUGCCGCCACCCACGCCCAAGGAGGAGGAUGAUCCUCAGCGCAUUGCCUUACAGCGUCUGUUCAACAGCGUUGCAGGCGACGACGGCGAGGUAGACUGGCAGGAGCUUAAGCGCAUUUUGGAUCAUUCAAUGCGCGAUGUUAUGGGUGGCGAAGGCUUCUCAAAGGAUGCCGUGCGCUCUAUGGUCGCCAUGCUUGACAAGGAUCAUUCCGGUCGCCUGGGUUUCGAAGAGUUCGAGGCCCUGCUGACGGACAUUGCCAAAUGGCGGGCAGUCUUCAAACUCUACGAUAGCCGGCGUACCGGCAGCAUUGAUGGCUUCCAUCUGCGCGGCGCCCUCAACUCGGCGGGCUAUCAUUUGAACAAUCGGCUGCUUAACGCUCUGGCACAUCGGUACGGAUCGCGUGAGGGAAAGGUGCCAUUCGAUGAUUUCCUCAUGUGUGCCAUUAAGGUGAAGACCUUCAUUGAGAUGUUCCGUGAGCGCGAUACGGACAAUUCAGAUACGGCAUUCUUCAAUUUGGAUGAUUGGCUCGAGCGUACUAUAUACUCAUAAUUGGACAGUUGCAAUUGAAGCUAAUUUACGUCGAUUUAACAAUACAACUAUAUAUAAGUGCCACGUUUACUUAACCACAUACUUGUACAUACAUACAAACUGGGAAGCUGUGUAAAAUCGAGAGAAAUAGAAAAAAAAUAAUGCAUCACCAUGACCGGUAUUAGCUACCUUUUGAAGUCAUUAAAUCAGCAGCAUUGGAUGACACACACAGCUUUAUCAAAUGUCGAAACAUUCGCACAACAUUAACCGGAAAUAUGAAUUCAAGCGCUUCGUAAUUAGAACGACCUUGACGUGAAGAUAAAACCCGAAAAUCAACAAAAAAUUAAUACCCAGUGGUGCUCUAAAUAAACAUAUACACAUAGUAUAUGAAUGGCAUGCAAUUGUAUAUAUAUUAUAUAUACAUACAUAUAGUAUAUAUCUGCGUGCAUUUUAUCGCUGGAGGCAUGAGUAACAGCACUUUAUACAAAUAUUCAACAUGCCCCCUUCUCCAUUAAGUUGCCAAGCAAUGGGUUUGAAGAAUCAGUACAAAUAAACAGAAAUGCUAAUCAGAAUGCUUACAUAUUCAUCUGACGCUCAUACAUACAUGGUAUGUAUGUAUUAUGCCGUCACCUUUUUUAUAUCCGAUGCAUAUUUAUAUGUAUAUUUUCGUAAUCUCUAAUUGCUAUAUUGAUAUUUGUUCAAUUGGUACUAAAAAAAAACUGUCGAGCAAAGCGAACAAACGCAGCAAUCAAUUAAAUUCUUUGUGUAAUUGUUAUUGUCUUAAAAUAAAUAUUCUAUAUUUUGUCACA
Messenger RNA from Scaptodrosophila lebanonensis, 3665 nucleotides. Its product is annotated as calpain-B. Gene Ontology annotation, biological process: proteolysis. The transcript is spliced from 2 exons. Gene Ontology annotation, cellular component: cytoplasm. NCBI's taxonomy places the organism in Eukaryota, Metazoa, Arthropoda, Insecta, Diptera, Drosophilidae. Gene Ontology annotation, molecular function: calcium ion binding; calcium-dependent cysteine-type endopeptidase activity. The coding region runs from base 97 to 2877 and encodes 926 amino acids. The record is from RefSeq and is a predicted model, not a curated record.